CAUCGCCGCGAUUUAACGAUUGAAUAUUAAUAUAAAAGAAAAUAAGACCAGCAUAAUAAAUAAAAUAAACUAGACAACAAUAAGUAGGGCCGGGCAAAAAUAUAUAAAGUCAAGUGCAAUUGAUUCAUAGCUCGCAUUCUGGUGUCGUCUCGUUCCUUAGGCCGCGAAUUGUAACCGCGAGUUGUCUAUUAGCCGCUCAGUGGAUCGCGUAUUGGCGCGAAUAGUCAAAGCAGUUACAAUAUACAUCUAUAAAUACCUAUAUAUAUGUAUAUAUAUGUAUAUAGAUAAAUAUAUAAAGAAGUAGAGGAUAAAUAACGUAACCGCGGGCAGUUAUAGUGACUCUGGAACCUGGAGACCUAUCGCGUAGCUCUAUGCCACUUUUUACUGUACCUUCACUCACUUGAUCGCACUUUCCAACUCUUCAUAAUAUAAGACAGUAAGUUUGAGUUGGCCCGUCUGCCGAAUAACAUCUCGUCUCUUAAACCCGCAGUGACGUGAACACGUUCUCUGGCUUUAAAUUUUUAUUUUUGAGUGAAAAAAAAAAAAUAAAGUUAAGAAGAUUUAAAAUAAUGAAGACAAAAAUUUUGUAUUUAUUUUUUUUCGUACUUGGCAUCAGUAUUGGGAUCGCCGAAUCAACGAAUAAGGAAUUGAAUAUUACGGAUUUAAAUUCCAGACGAGAUAAUCCAGUUACUGAACUUGUCGACUAUAUAUUGAGUUACAACGGACAAGGAAGGACGUUUGGGAUAAAACGCCUGCAAUUUAUGAUGAUGCCGAUGAUAUUUAAAAUGGGUGUGAUUAUGACUUUAUUGGUUGUCUUGACUGCUGUUUCGUUGAAAGGAUUAACUGUUGGAAUAAUACUGCUGGUGUUAAAACUGAGUUCACUUUUCGGCAAAUUUUACGCAUCAUUCCAGUCGCAAAAACCAACAUGGACGCCACCGGCCCCACCGGUUCAUUUUCACGUUCAUAAUGACCCUGGUUAUAAUCACUACGAUAAUGGAUGGGAAGCACCGGCAGCUGAUUAUUAUCAUAAAGGACAACAUCCUGUCCAUCCUAUACAACAUCCUCCCCAUGGAUAUUAGUCCCAAUUUUUUAUAUUUUUCUUUUUAUAUUUAUUUAUUUAUGUAUUUAUCUAUCACGCGGCCAUAUUUAGCUAAUUUAGUUUUUUUUUGUAUGAAAAAAAAAGUUAAUUAGAUGACGUAAUAAUGAGGAGUUCGAUUAUUUAACAGUUAGAUAGUUUGUAAGUAGAACUACGUGCUAUAUAUAAUUUAGUAAUUAAUGGCAGCGUUGAAGAGGUCUUUGAUUUUUUAAAGAGCUGCCAUUGAAAUUGAAAGUUGUGUAAUUUUUUUUUUAAGACUUGACCAAAGGUAUUUUAAUAAUUUUUUUUUUUUUUUUAAGUUCUGAUUACGUGAAUAAUUAUUUUUGUAUAUUAAAAUUUUAGGUACAGAAAUUUUGCUUUAGAGAGGCUUAUAAUGGAAUUUUAAUUUUCAAUGGAAAGAUUUCCAUUAGCCAUUGAAUUUUAUUUUUAAUGAUAACAAUUUUCA
Microplitis mediator is the source of this 1541-nucleotide messenger RNA. RefSeq lists its product as uncharacterized. The record is from RefSeq and is a predicted model, not a curated record. Bases 570 to 1079 code for a protein of 169 amino acids. NCBI's taxonomy places the organism in Eukaryota, Metazoa, Arthropoda, Insecta, Hymenoptera, Braconidae. The transcript is spliced from 3 exons.